This is a messenger RNA of Heterostelium album PN500, 1026 nucleotides long. The record is from the annotation of a RefSeq genome assembly. NCBI's taxonomy places the organism in Eukaryota, Evosea, Eumycetozoa, Acytosteliales, Acytosteliaceae.
AUGUCAGCAACAAAACCUUUAAAAUUUGAAAAAGCAAAUUUAUUGUACAUUAUUCACAGUAAUAAAGUAUUAAAUACAUAUGUAAAAGAAAAUAAAAUCAUUGAAAUAUUUAAAUAUAUCAAACAAGCAAUCAAAGAUAAGACAAUCACCACAACACUUAAGCCAAAAUCACUAAGUUUACAAUUAAUUCAAAAAUUAGUGAAUCUUCGAGUAAAUCUAGAAGAUAACAAACUAAUAGAUCAACAUGGAAUUCAUCAUUUUCAUUCACAAGAUCAGGCACUCGAGACUAUUAAACAAAUGCAUGAAGUUUUAAUUAAUGGCCAUCACACAACAACUUCUCUACUGUUUACAAAAUUAAAAAAAGAGUGUUCAUGUCCAAAUUUGUACACUCUUAUUAACAGUGUUAUGCGCAAAUGUGAAGAUGAAGAAUGUAUAAGGAGAAGAAAGAUAGAAAAGGUUGAUCAUGUCCAAAAUGAAUUGGUUAAGGAUAAUAAUCUUCAAGUUGCAGAAAACAUCAUGUCAGAAUCAGAAGCAAGUCAACUUAAAGAAGAACUCAAAAAUGCAAAGAAGCAAAUGGAAGAUAAGGACAUAAUAAUAAAUCAACUAAAAGAAAAUAACGACAAACUUAAUAAUGCAUUAAUAUCUAGCAAUAAGAAUAAUUCAUUGUUACAGGAUAACAUCAAUAAGAUAGUAGCGAAUAAUCAAGAUCAAAAUAACCAAUACAAGAUCAACAAUAUGGUAAUAACUAAUCUUCUCCGCAACACUGAUUUUCCGACCGCGAUACGUGAAAUUGAAAAGGAGUAUGUACUAUUUACCGGCGAUCUUUGUUAUGAAUGCAUAAGUUGUGUUUCCAAAAUAAGAAGAAAGUUACUUUUAUUGAUUUCUCCAGAUAAAAAUGCAUUAAAUAAAUUGGCUUCCACUCUCGCUGCUCAAAGAAUGAACAAACAUUUUGAAGUUGUCAACCAGCGUAAUAAGGAAUGUACAAUAAUUACUAAGAACCCCUACAACUGGAUUAGCCAACAAUAA